AUGCCACACGUGUAUUUACCCCAAAUAUUGUGGCAUAGCAAAGAUAACAAACGGAGCGACCGAAUUUAUUCUGUGGACAUACAACCACACCCCAACUACUACAGCAUCAAAAAGCUAAACAAGAAAUAUGAGUUAUUUAAAAAAUUUAUAAAGGAUAAAGAGAAUAAAUGUGACACACAUUUUUCAGUGGAGAAUGAAGUGCAGAGGGGGAAUAAUUCCCCCUUGUCUUCCGUUCAUCCAAAUGGCAUUGAAAAAAACGGGGAAGUCCUAAUCGGGAAGGAUAUAAAAUGCAAGGUAAGCAGCGUUCACAAUACGGUGAACCGCCAUAGUGAUGAAAACGGCGCAGAUGAUAACGAAAAAAAUAGCAUAGUCAAGAAAAAUCAUUGCUGUGAUACCAGUUCGGGGAACAGUUCCCCCCAAGAGAAACCCACCCAUGCGACCCUGAAAGGCGAAGAAGAACAUGUAGAUAGUGACAGCCAAGACGAAGAGGAGAAAAAAACAAGAAAAGGAAAAAAAAAAUCCAUCAAGUUUAAUAUCGCCACUUGUGGCGCCGAUGAAUUUGUGCACUUAUGGAGAAUAUACAUAAAAGACGACUUGAUAGUCAAAUGUUUAAGCAGGUUUAUAGGUCAUAACGGAGAAAUAAAUUGUGUCCGUUUUAACAAAAAUGGCAGAUACUUAGCUAGCGGAGGGGAAGAUAAAUUUUUAUACAUUUGGGAAAAGAGCAAAAAACCAAGAAAUAUUCCUCUAGGGUAUGACAUAAGCUUUCUAGAUUAUAAAGAAUGGUGGAACAUAGUGGGAUCAUUCAGAUGCAGUGGAGUUAUUAACAGCAUCACUUGGUCCAAUAACGACACGUUAUACAUAGGAAACGAGGAUAAUAACAUUAACAUAAUCGAAUUUGUUAAAAACUCGAAUUGCAAAGUAAAGGUUUUAGAAGGACAUACAGGAAUUAUCCAAGGAAUAUCACUAGAUCUGAACAACGAAUUUCUGGCUUCUCUCAGUGCUGACCAAACACUCAAAAUAUGGAAAAAAAAAAACGAUGGGAAAUCAUGGAAACUGGAAAAUUCCAUAAAAAAUAUAAAAGCAGACCAGCUGGAAAAACGAUCCACCGCUUACAUUACGUAUGAUGAGUAUGAGUUUAACGAGAAGGGCGCAGACAGGCAUGAGUACUCUGCAACUAAAAGGGACGAAAAGAAAGAAAUACACAGCGGAUCGGGUGAUUUGACCGAAGAAUUCACGAAUGAAAGGAAAGGCGAAGCAGGUGAAGAACAAACGGAGAAAGAAAAAGUCGGGCAGAAGGGAACACUCCAGACGCAGGGGACACGCGCGGAAAAUGAGGACCAUGAAGAAGAUGACGAUGAUGCAGAUAAAAAAAAAAAUUUCGCGCGAAAAGAAGAAAAGGAAUUGGGAGAGAAUGAACCAGAAGAUGAGGAAGAAGAAGAAGAAGAAGAAGAGGAAGAAAAAAAAUUAAAAAGAUGCUUAUUCUCAAGCGAAGAAAUGCUGCCUUCCUUUUUCAGACGCAUUGAUUUUUCCCCCAAUGGAGAAUUUCUAAUAACACCAAGUGGCAUUCAAUUCGAACAAAUUGAAAAGCUUCAUGACAAAAACACAAAGCCAGAAGAAAAUGUAAAAAUCAUCAAUCAGACAAAAGCGUUCAGCUGCUUCUACAUAUAUCAUAAGAAUUUGUUCAUUAGGUACAAUAUCCCAUUUUUUACUGUUUUUUCUCAAACCAGCCAUUUUCUAGUAGCCAAAUUUAAUUAUAACACUUUUAAGUUAAGAACACACCAGAAUAUCCUCAAACGAUGCUACAAGCAUCUGAUGAUCUCAGAGUCAAAUGAUCCAGAUGGAUCUAACAGUGUGAAUAAAAAAAGAAAAAUAUUCGACGAAUCGGGGUUUAUUAACGAAUUAAAAAAUUAUGAACAUUUGAUGAAGCUAAAUUAUGAGAAAACUUUACUGUUUAACGACACUGAAGUGCAAGAUGAUGUUAGCGAAGAUGUUAGCAGCACCAUCUCGGAUAGCGACGUCCAGUAUGAUGACGAGAAGGAGGAUUUCAUAGACUCCACAGGGGACUACUCCUUGUCGAAUAACGUUGACAAGAAUGAAGAGGACCAAAAAGAGAAGGAGGAGUGCGGAGAUUUGGCGGCCCAAGCGGAAGACUCAGAAGAGGAGACGGAGGAGGAUGCCGAUGAAAACGAAGAUAACGAGGACAAAGACGACGAGGAGGAUAACGAGGAUAACGAAGAAAACGGCGAAAAUGAGGAAAAUGACGAAAACAGCGAAACUGACCAAAAUGGAAAAAAUGACCGUAACGAAGGGGGGGCGCGCCUCGACCAAAAGCAGGAAGUCGCCGACAAGUGCUGUGACGAAAAAAACGUGCUGGAGGUUUGCGAAAGGAAGGAGAAAAAGGAGGAGAGAUUCAUUUACUCUUUGGGAACCUUUGACGGAAGCGUCUACUUUUACGACAGCGAAAUUCUGGACACGCCAAUUAGCAUAGUCAAAAAUAUACACCUCUGCCCAAUCACAGAUAUAUCAUGGAAUAACCUGGGGAACAUAUGUGCAUGCUCGAGUUCAGACGGAUAUGUCAGCUUUUACUACUUUGAUCAUAACGAAUUGGGGAAGGUGAAAGCGUACAAUAAUUACUACUUUGAGAAAAAAUGUAACGACUUAACAUUCGAUGAACAUUACUUUGAAAGUACCUUUUACGACGAAGUAGAUUUUUUUAACAAAGACCAGUUAAAUGAUUAUACGUCCAGCGAAGAUGAAUGCGAAGAAAGCAACUUGUCAGUAAACAAAGAAGAAACGAAAGUUCGAAGAAUCAAUUUGAUCGUGGGUAAUGCGGCUAAUUUUGUUCUAGAGCAAAAUACAAAGAAGUGA
This is a messenger RNA of Plasmodium inui San Antonio 1, 2868 nucleotides long. RefSeq names its product chromatin assembly factor 1 subunit B. Lineage: Eukaryota; Apicomplexa; Aconoidasida; Haemosporida; Plasmodiidae. Gene Ontology annotation, cellular component: HIR complex; nucleus. The record is from RefSeq and is a predicted model, not a curated record. The transcript has a single exon. The coding region runs from base 1 to 2868 and encodes 955 amino acids. Gene Ontology annotation, molecular function: protein binding; nucleosome binding. Gene Ontology annotation, biological process: DNA-templated transcription; chromatin organization.